Molecule: messenger RNA, 3627 nt
Organism: Ustilaginoidea virens
Lineage: Eukaryota; Fungi; Ascomycota; Sordariomycetes; Hypocreales; Clavicipitaceae
Exons: 2
Coding region: 1-3627 (1208 amino acids)
Biological process (GO): phosphorelay signal transduction system; phosphorylation
Molecular function (GO): phosphorelay sensor kinase activity
Source: RefSeq, a predicted model, not a curated record
AUGGGCACCGAUGUCCCAGGUCUGACGGUGCCAGCAGUGUCAGCAGUGGCGGCGAAGCGAACCGCGCCGCCUGCUGGAUCCUUGGAUGUUGUCCCGGAUGCCUUGCGAGAAGUCAAGCUUGUGGAACUACUUCAGCGAGAUCGGCGACCUACUUUCAUCGUUAGUUUGACUGCCUCGGUCAAGGCCAAUGCGUCUGGCGACCUGCAGCUGGUUUACUGCAACCCUUCUCUCCGAUCGGCUCCUGAAAUUUUCCGUCGCAUUUCGGUCAAGUCUCUCGAAACCAAGACGCCGGAUUUGGGGUUUGAAAAUUUCAGGCACUGGGCCCUCGACUCUGACCAAAGCAAUGAGCAGGACGUGCCGUUCUUUCAGUAUGCGGGCCGUUCCUGGUCUCACAUCACCAUAUCAGACGACUUUCGCGUCAUCAGUGCCAACGGCGUUGUCACACAAGAUCGCACUCUCCAUAAACAUGCUUCCAACAGCAUCAACAACGAGCUGGCCCUCUGGAAUUCUACCGACCAUGCGCAGCUUCCACCGCCAGCCUCGAGCGAACCCCCGCAAAUCCAGCAAAUCGCCAACCAUCGUCUCACCAAGGAACGAGUCUACUGUGACUGGACAAGUGUGCCUCUCGAAGACGAAGUCGACGAUCACAAGGUUUUUGCCAGGUUAAAAGACUGGUCGGCUACUCCUCUAGGACCCAUAGAUGACUGGGAUUGGGAUCUUAGAUCGGCAUCCGACAUGACCAUGAGGACGCCUUACCCGGCAGCCAUAUACUGGGGCCCUGAAUUCAUCACCAUGUACAAUAAACCGUACGUGGAGAUUGCCGGGAAGAAGCAUCCUGACCUCAUGGGUCAGCCUUAUGCAGAAGGUUGGUCCGAGAUUUGGAAUGAAAUCAAGCCCGUCUUCAUGAGAACCUGGAACGAGGGAGAGUCCGUUAUGAAACACGACGACCGAUUGUUCAUCAGCAGGAACGGAUUUUUGGAAGAGACCUUCUUCUCUUGGUGCCUGGUUCCUCUCCUUGGAAGCAAAAACCAAGUCAUGGGUCUUUUCAAUGCAGCCUUUGAAAGCACUCAGCAGAUUGUCAACGAGCGAAGGCUGUUGACAUUACGCGAGAUUGGAGAAAAAACUGCCGCUGCCAAAUCCUUCCGAGAGUUCUGGCUCCUGACUUUGAAGGGCCUCGAAUACAACGAACCGGACGUUCCGUUUUGUCUCAUCUACUCAGUCGGCGAGGACAGUGACAGCGAAAAUGCUUCCCUUCAUUCUGGGAGCGUGGGGUUCUCGCAUUAUCUAACGCUGGAGGGCUCGUUGGGAGUGCCAAUGGGCCAUCCAGCUGCACCACUGUUGCUUGAUUCGCGUACGCAAGAAGGGUUUGCACCCUACAUGAGGCAGUCCAUGUCAGCAGGUGGUGUGCCAAUCAUUCUCUCAAGAGAGGAACAUACUUUGCCGCCGAAUCUUGUUGAGGGACUUGAAUGGCGCGGUUUCGGAGACCCUUGCAAACACCUGGUCGUCUUCCCCAUAAAUCCCGUCGCCGCAUGGUACGAGGCAACAUAUCCUAGGGGCUUCAUCGUCCUGGGUGUGAAUCCGAGAAGACCGUAUGAUAACGACUACAAACUCUUUGUCCAACUCUUAUCCAGGCAAUUGGACGCGUCGCUGGCAUCGGUCGUGCUGUACGAGGAAGAGGUCAAACGAAGUGCUAGAGCUGCCCGUCUGGCUGCCCUGGACCGCGAAAACCUGUCCUUGCAGCUCCAACUCCGAACGCAGGAGGCUGUGGAGAGCGAGUACAGAUUUAGCCGGCUUGCAGAAUUCGCACCUGUCGGUAUAUUUAUUGCCGACUUUGACGGUUGUUUUAGCUAUUGUAACGAUACGUGGUGGCAGAUUUCGCGCCAAAACCGACAAGAAGACUUGGGAAACACAGGCAAGCUUGCCUGGAUCCACAAUGUAAUAGACGAGGAUCGUCCCGCGCUCCAGGCAGCUUGGGAUAAGAUGCUUAUCGAGAAGUCCACCAUGUCGAUAGAGUUUCGGUUCAAAUGCAGCCAAUGGAUUGGUGACAGCCUGGUUGAUACUUGGGUGCUUAUGAGUGCAUACCCCGACAGCCACCACCUUGAGACAAAAGAAUCCAUUUUUGGCUGCGUCACCGACAUCUCGAUCCAGAAACGCGCUGAACAAGUUCAGAGCGAGCGCCGAAAAGAAGCCGUGGAGCUGAAACGCCAGCAGGAGAAUUUUAUCGACAUCACAAGCCACGAAAUGCGCAACCCCUUGUCAGCCAUCCUGCAAUGUGUCGAUCAGGUUACCAAGAGCGUCUCGGCAUUUUCCGAUUAUAAGAGCGAAGACUUGGUCAAGGAGCUUCACGUAGAAUGCUUAGAUGCAGCGAAUACCAUUAGCCUAUGCGCAAGCCACCAGAAGCGCAUAGUUGACGAUAUACUUACCCUGUCAAAACUCGACUCCAGACUCAUCACCAUCACGCCAGUUAAUGUGCAACCGCUAGAGGUGAUCCAACAGGUUGUCAAGAUGUUCCAGCCGGAAGUACGAGCUCAUAAUAUAAGCCUGACAGUCCAUAUUCACAACAGCUACCAACGGCAGGGCAUCGAUUGGGUCAUGCUCGACCCAUCUCGAUUACAGCAAGUCCUUAUCAAUUUCAUCACGAAUUCAAUCAAGUUUACACAGGGCAAAGAAAAAAGACUGAUUCAGGUAACAAUCGAGGCAUUCUCGGACCUUUCCCAGCUAUUGAAUUCGGGCAUCACUUACCUCGAAAUCAGUGACUUUGGCGAGAGUCUCAAAAGUUACCACCACGAGUCGGAACAUGCGGACGACCCGCCUACUCUGCUGCAAUUCACCAUCCGGGACAACGGAUCCGGUAUUGGCGACGAGGAUCUCAAGCUUCUCUUUCGGCGAUUCCAGCAAGCUACUCCGAGAACGCACGUCCAGUAUGGUGGCUCGGGUCUUGGCUUGUUCAUUUCGCGCACUCUUGUGGAAAUGCAAGGGGGACAGAUUGGAGUCUCGUCGCAAGUGAAUGAAGGGAGCAGCUUUUAUUUCUAUGUCAGGUGUCAGAAGAGCAACAAGCAGACGCCAGCCAAGGAAAUCAUACAACACGACCAACCCACUCAGCCACAGCUCAGCGCAACAACUUUCCCACCGUUCAAGGGGUUGAAAACUUUUUCAAGUGGAGAGAGUCACGCGAAGCAAAAAGCCACACCCGUCGAUUUCCCGCAAUACCAUGUGCUUAUUGUCGAAGACAACCUCAUCAACCAAAAAGUGUUGAACCGCCAGCUUAUGAACGGAGGCAAUACGACAUAUACGGCCAAUCACGGCCAAGAAGCAUUAACUCUUUUAGAAUCGUCGAGAUUCUGGAAGGGACACGAGUCUGACGGCUACGAUAUCUCGGUCAUCCUGAUGGACCUGGAGAUGCCUGUAAUGGACGGCUUAACUUGUACGAGAAGAAUACGACAACUGGAACGCGAGGGUGUUAUAGUCAAGCAUAUACCGAUCAUCGCGGUCACCGCAUAUGCCAGGCCGGAGCAGGUGAAGAAGGCGCGGGAUGCAGGCAUGGAUGAGGUUAUACCGAAGCCAUUUCGCAUGACAGAUUUGAUGCCCAAGAUCCAGGACGUUGUUGGAGGCACACGGCCAGAGUAA